AUGGAUGUCAGCAAUGGUGGCAACGAAACAGAUGCAUCAUCCGCCCGAUCCACCUGCGAGGACUCUACCAACCGAGCGAAACCGCGUGAGCCAUGGGUCAGAUACCGUGUCGAAUACCGGGAUGUUAAGACCGACGUCCUCAUUGACUUCCGAGACACAACAGACCCCGAGGAAGAGAUAGCCGAGCGUUCGGGAAUAGAUGAACCUAUUUUCGAAAUGGUAACGGUAUGCCAGGCGAGGAGAGGCGUAGGUGAUGGAGAUUCAGACCAGGCAGAAGGCCAAUUUCUAGCACUGAACCAGAAGAAGCACCUGAACCUAUACUCCACGUCUAUCAUAAACGCUCUACGAUCGGUCGUCAAGUACUACCCUUCUCAGGACCUGUCGGGAAAUCCUGUAAAGAUCCAUUAUCCGUAUGCCGUCUUGGUCCACCACUACGAUGAAUUAUCCGUGUUUCGAGACGCUUGCGCGGCAAAGAGCCCGGGUGAGAUGUGUGUGAGGGAAUUUGACGCAGAACGUCAUCUAAGAAGUCUCCUCAAGUUUCUCGAUGAUCACAUCAUGAAAGACGUGAGGGCCGAAAUGGAGCGUAUAAACAGGGGAGUGUUUACAUGGGAGCUCGCCUGGGUCCAUUAUAAGCCCGGAUCCACAGUCAUCAGAAAAAAACCUGACGAAGAGAAUCGUUGGGUGGCCUCUGUCAUUCACUCAGUUCACGGCGGAAUAUUCCAAAACCCUCCAAAGGACUGGGAGAUACGAUCUUGGUCACUCGAAUGCAAGGGAGAGUUUGUGGAUGGCUUGGUUAUGGUAGACUUCUUCGAUUCCACGGAGAGCGAUCAAUUUUGGGCCCUUGGACACUUGGAUAACGUGGACCUUCGAGUCUUUGUUUCGGAUUGCACUUGCUCAUCCUGCAAAGAGCGAGCGGACAACCUUGGCAGCAAAGUGGUUGCUCUUUUCGAAAAUUAUUCUCACAUUGAGCUCGACGAGGAUAAACUCGACGACCACCAAUACCUCUUAUUCCCCACUAGCAUCCUGGCGUUCGUAUUUAAGACUCGGCAAUGGGAGACUCUCCACGUCCGUGGCUUCACGGAGCCGGAUUUCCAAGAGGACAUGAUCCAGGGUCUCGUCAUGGAUGAGCGGCGAAAAGAGAUGUUAAAGGCGCUGGCCAGAUCUUUCGCUCGUAAAAACAGGUUUGGCCAGGAGCUCACUCAGGACCUGUGGUCUGCCGACUUUGUCCGAGGCAAGGGUAGUGGGCUCGUCUUUCUCCUGCAUGGGAAGCCGGGAGUUGGCAAGACUUGCACAGCUGCCGGAGAUAUCGGCACGAAUCCAGACGAGGUUGAGAGCAAUUUAGAGGAGACGUUCGCGAGGGCCGUAAGAUGGGACGCCAUGCUUCUGAUCGACGAGGCGGAUGUGUUUAUGGAACACCGGACGACAUCUGACCUCGUUCGAAAUAGUUUGGUAGCCGCUCUGGAGAACUACACCGGCAUUCUCUUCCUCACCACGAAUCGCGUCGGAUCCUUUGACGACGCCUUUAUAUCUCGUGUCCAUAUCCAGCUCUAUUACCCCGAGUUUACGGAGGAUCAAAGGCAACAGGUUUGGAAGACGUUCAUGGACAAACUAGCCCGGGAGCGGGGAGAUUCCAUCCGGCUUAACAUUGACGCCAAAGAGUACAUUCGCGGUUCGGAGAUGAGGGCUGUGAAGUGGAAUGGCAGAGAAAUCAGAAACGCAUUCCAAACUGCUGUUGCGCUGGCCGAAUACGACGCAGAGACGGACGAGGAGGGCAAAAUUGUUGUGACAGACUCACACCUUAGGGCCGUCGUAGACUUGUCUAGGGAUUUCAAGGAUUACCUUCAGAUUCUUCAUCGCGGGGACGAGUCCAAGAGGGCCGAGCGCCGCGCAACCGCUGUGAAAUUCGCAAAGACGUAUCCAGUGGUUCUUUUGGCACGUAACCCCGAUAACUACACUCCUAUAGUCAAGGAGAUUCAAGAGUCCGGAGGCCGCGCUGUAGGCAUCACCGCAGAUGCUACUGACCCCACAUCUCUGUCGACUGCUUUCGACAUUAUCAAGAAAGAGUUGCCGAAUGCCACUGCGGCUGCCGCUAUUUACAAUGUCAACGGCGGCUUCGCGAGGAAGCCGUUCCUGGAGCUGAGCAUUGAAGAGCUCGACAGCUCUCUCAAUGCAGCACCCCGGGGACUCUUCUUCUUUGCGCAAAAGGUCCUCCCAUCUCUUCUCUAUUCUGUCAAGGUUUCGCCUUAUCCGCCUACCUUGCUCAUCACGGGCGCCACGGCCUCCCUUAAGGGAUCGUCAACUUUCGGCUCCUUCGCCGCAGGAAAGUUUGCCUUGCGAGCGCUGGGCCAGUCCUUGGCAAGGGAAUUCGGACCGAAGGGCGUGCAUGUCGCUCAUAUUGUCAUUGACGGCGUGAUUGAUAUUCCGAGGACGAAAGAGUGGCAGGUCAACAAUGGGGUUGAGGGAGGCAAGCUUGACCCCGACGCGAUUGGCGAGAGCUAUUGGAAUUUGCAUACACAGCAGAAGUCGGCCUUUACUCAGGAGAUCGAUUUGAGGCCGUUUGUUGAGAAGUUUUAG
Molecule: messenger RNA, 2574 nt
Organism: Scedosporium apiospermum
Lineage: Eukaryota; Fungi; Ascomycota; Sordariomycetes; Microascales; Microascaceae
Exons: 9
Coding region: 1-2574 (857 amino acids)
Molecular function (GO): ATP binding; ATP hydrolysis activity
Source: RefSeq, a predicted model, not a curated record